This is a messenger RNA of Carcharodon carcharias (great white shark), 3515 nucleotides long. RefSeq names its product FYN-binding protein 1. Gene Ontology annotation, cellular component: plasma membrane. Gene Ontology annotation, molecular function: protein binding. The transcript has 24 exons. Gene Ontology annotation, biological process: integrin-mediated signaling pathway; protein localization to plasma membrane; T cell receptor signaling pathway. Bases 331 to 3015 code for a protein of 894 amino acids. The record is from RefSeq and is a predicted model, not a curated record. Lineage: Eukaryota; Metazoa; Chordata; Chondrichthyes; Lamniformes; Lamnidae.
GUCGGGCUACUUCCUAUCACCGCGUUCAAACGUGUGGAAAAGACAUUUAUCUUUCAGAGUUACACGAAGCUGAAGUUUUGAAAUCAAAAAAUAAUUGAAAUUUGGCGGCACUUUGCCACAGUAAUAAAUAUUUGCAGUCUGACAAUCAGCAUUGCAUUGCACCUACGCACUACGUGAAUAUUUCUCAAUUGUGGUGAGAGGAGGAAACAGCGCUUGGGAAUCCGAGAGCGCUGGGAAUAGUCAGAGCCAGCCCGGAGCAAACACUUGCUGCAACUAAAAUACACCGCAAACAACUCCUAACUAUCAGUGUUAUUGGGACAGCCACAUCUGAUGGAUACAGAGGUGGAAGAAGUAAUUGAUUUUAAAGCUCUUCGAGCAAAGUUUCAAAAGUCUGAUGUAAUAAAGGUCAAGCCCAGUGGUAAACAAGCUUCUGAGGCAUCUGGAGUACCUCAUACUGAAACAGUGCUGAAUGUAACCAACGUUGACAUUUUUGAGACCAUCCGUCUUCACAAUGCUGCUGCUCAACAACUUCAUGUGAAAUCUCCUCAUCAUCCUCUUCCUCUAGCAAAACCAGCACUAGUUCCAAAGCCUGUACUUUUGAAACUCCCUGAUUGGACAAAACCUUGUGUUUCAGAAGAAAGUGGAAGAAGACCUGAAGCUCGAAUUACCUCAGAAGGAGCAUCAGUAGAGAUUAGUCCCAACAAACUCCAAAAGCCUGGAAAUCAAACAUCAGAACCCAGAAUUUUAGAAGCUAACAGAGAAGAUAAUCAACUGGACACAAUCUCAUUUAAAGAAAAAUUAAACAUUUGGGAGAAUUCUUUACGUUGCAUUGAGCAUAGUGCACCAGCUGAAAAGAUAAAGUGUGCUACGCUCCCUCCCUCAUUAUUAAGUUCAGGAUCACAUUCUUUCUUUCUAUCUAAGGCAACGUAUUGUGCUGAACCACUCUUCAGGGCCACUUCUUUUACACAAUCUAAAAAGGAAAAUCUGAGUAUGGAGCCAGAGAUGCAGAUAUCUCGUGCCAGGAGUGAAAUACUCCAACCUAAGGAGCCAACCAUGCUCAUCCAAAAUAGUGAUGAUUCUAAAACAAUUGAUGAUUGUGAAACCACUGUCCAAUCUCUUCCACCAAAACCUUAUCUUUCUACCCCACAAAUUGAUCAGGAAGGGUUCAAACUAGAUAACAACAUCACUGUGGAAUCAGAGACUUCUCCAGCGUUGCCAGACAGGUUCAUAAGAUUGGAUCUAGCUCACCAUCAAGAACCAAAAUUUCCGAUGGAUCGAGGAGAAGGAGCUGCCCAUAAGAAAGACUAUCAACAUACAUUUGUGCAAUACCGGGAGCUCCCAUCUAUUGAAGUAUUGGGACCUCCUCCAGUGAAACCACCCAGACCAUUCCAUGUAGACCUCCGUGCAUUCCAGAAUAUCAAAAUGGCCAGUUGUAGUCCAAUGGAAUCAUCUAAGAAGAAUGGCAUACCUUCGUCACCAAUAUCAUGCCCAGAGGAAUAUAAAAAUUUGAGUACUGAAAGUACACAAGUAGAAACCAAUAAUAAAAAGGAGCAGCAACACCGAGAAAUGGAGCAGAAAAAUAAAUUACAGAACAGAGAAACAAAAGAGAAACCUCAGAUUCAAGAUAAGGAACGUGAAAAUAAAGAAAAGAGAGAAAAAGAAUUACAGAGGAAAUUCAAUAUCACAGGCCUGGAAAUUCCAAUAUCUAAAGUUCAAGUGCAGCAGCAUUUAAAAGGAGGAAAACUGGGCCUCACAGCGAAACUGGGUGAAAUGGUGGAAAUUAUUCGUAUGGUUGACUGUCCUACUGGGAAGUGGUUGGCCAAAACUCAAGAUGGGAAUUAUGGUUACAUCCAAAUUGAUGCUGUGAAAAUGGAUGAUUCUGAAAUUAAGGAAAUUAGUCAAAGAAUAUUGAAACAAUCCCAGACAUUUGAGGAGAUAUAUGAUGAUGUUGGUCUGUCUGAAAUAACUGCUGAACCAUAUUCCACAUCACUAUUUCAAAGUGUUGAUUGUGGACAACCAUAUGAAACAAAGGAUGCCAAAAAAGAAUCAGAGAGAAAAAACAGUAACAGUGCAAAUAAGAUGAAUCAUUUGACAAAAAUCUUAUACAAAGGAAAAGAAAAGAAAAGAAAGGGGCAUGAAAGUCCAUCACAUAUCCUGCAAUCUGAGUUUGGACCUGCAUCAUGCAUUUAUGAUGACGCAAUAAGCAAUAUGAUGGGAAUUCAAAAACCAAGCUUUAGCAGUUCACAGAACCAUUUUGCUGAUGACGAGUCAUUACAUGAGCAAGUGUAUGAUGAUGCAGAAACAAGAAACUCUGAGACCCUUAAAGGCCGAAUGAAAGAAUUGGGAAAGCUGUUCAAGAAGGAGGUUGGUGAUGGAGAAAGGGAGAAGAAGGUAAAAAUGAGAAAAGAAAAAGGACAAGAUCAUCUCAGUGCCAAUUCAAGACCACAAUCCACUUUAUCUUUAACUGACUCGGAAAGUGGUACAAAUAGUUUGUAUGAAGAUGUUAACAAUGUAAAGGAACAUGGUGGUUUUGAAGACAGAAUACCCAAAUCAGACACAAGUAAGACUAGCUGGGAAAAUAUCUUCAGGAAGCGUGAAGAAAAUGUAAAGAGAACUGGAGAAAUAAUCACAAAUUUAGAAGAAACUGAAAGUAAUGAAGAUGGCUUCACUGCAGAUGCUAAAGUGACCAGAGAGAAGGCGAAAAGAAUAUUCAAAGGCAAGAGAAAAGAUUUAAAUGAAGAAAAGGAGAUGAAAGUGGACAAAAAGAAACUGUUAAAAGAGCAAGAAUUUAGAGAAAAUUUUAAUUAUACUAAAGAGAUAGUUGUGGAGAACAUUGCAGUUGUGGAGCACAAUGCUGUACAAGAAAAAAAAGGACCUUUUUAUUUACCCAUAAAAUCUGGAGAGAAGCUGGAUGUAAUAGAUGUCGGAGAAGGAAACCAAAUAAUCUGUCGGAAUGCUGAGGGCAAAUAUGGUUAUGUUCACGUACAACACUUAAUAUUUGGAAACCAGAAUUAAUGCUGCACUUUGGAAAGAAGGGAAUGAACAAAAUGUGAGGGGAAUACUUCGAAGAUUACAGCAAUGCAAAUCUUGGAGGGGUGCCUGGGAAUUUCCUGAAAACUUGAGCCUAAACAACAGCAUAACUAUGGCAUAAUGCCACAAAGUUAGAUGCAAAUGAAUCAUUCAUUUUUACACUAUGUACAAAUUUCCUUGUUCUUUUAUUUGCAUACUGCAGAACUACCACCAAAAUUCUCUGCCACUCAUUAACAUAGCUCUGCACCUAUCCAAAAGUACAACUCAUAUAAAUGUCUUGAAUUUAUGUUAGUUCUGAACAGGCUGUAAAUUUACUCCUAAAAUUUAUGAUCCAAAGCCAUGUUCUGGUGGUUUAUGGUGAUUCUUUAAAUUCUACUUGCUGGAACCUAAAAUGUAUUUUCUACAUUUUUCAAUGUAUCUUUUGGCAUCUGUUAAAAUUUGCAUUAUAAUUAAAAGACUUCCUUGAUUGCAUCAACUUAAAUAUG